UUUUACAAAUGGCCGCCGGCGGCUUUACAACAAGCAGAAGCAAAUACGAACGGGCCACGUUCACAGAAUAAUUUUUCAACGACAUGGCUUCCUUCUUAUUGAAUUUUGAAAGAAAUAUUAAUUGUUUUUUAAGAAAUGCACAUUUAUUACAGUAUUUAAUUGUUUUUAUUGGACUAUUCAGUGUUUCAUUGGGACUUUACGAGGAUCAAAUAGGAAAAUUUGACUGGAAACAAAGUUAUGUUGGAAAAGUUAAAUUUGCCAGUUUUGACACGGUGUCAACGACGAAAAAAAUCAUUGUCGCGACAGAAGAAAAUGUCAUCGCCGCUCUAAAUCUCAAGUCAGGUCAAAUACUUUGGAGAAGAGUUUUAGAGCGAGGCAGUGGCGGCCGAAUAAGGGCACUAAGCGGAAUAGAAAAUGAAUUAUUAAUUUCUGUAAGUGGCGGUAUACCAGCGAUUGUGAGGGUUUGGGAUUUGGCAAGUGGACAUAUUAUAAACGAAUGGCCAUUGACGGAGAGAAACCCCGACAGGAUAGAGGACGUGAAAUGGUACAUUAAGGACGGUAUUUUAAAUCACAUUCUACCGAUUUUCAACAGUGGUGUUGAAAUUACAUCAUAUGACAGUAAAACCGGAGAGAAGCUAAAAACACGAACAGUUUCCGCUCCGUUUAUAAGUCCAGAAACCGAGUGCGUUUUAGCGGCGCCAUAUUUAGGUUGCUUGAAAGGCGAGAACGACUUGGCAAUUCUCUUUUUAAUAAAUAUAUUUGAACCAAAUUCAGAGCCACAGACAAUCACGAUAAACAGUAUAUUUGGCGCGGGAGUUCAAAGUCCUUAUCGUCUUGAAUUAGUUCGCGGCGAUAAAUCCGCACUGAUAAUAAGCGCCGAUGGCAAUGCGAGAAAACGAAUUCUCAUCACUGAAAAUGAGCCGACAAUAUUGGAAAAAGAAAUUUCAGGCGAUGCUUCCGUUUAUAUUGUUGCCGUCGAAAAGGAGAAGGCCCUAUUGGAAAUGAUCAGUAAAAAUGGCAUGACGGAAGUGACAGCAACGGAACUUUCGAGUAUGAAACCAUUGCCAGCAUUGUCAUUUACCACUAAUCAUAAUUCAUUGCAAGCGCCGAUUAUAAUGGCGUCAAUUUGUCCACGACAAUCGAAGGGAAUAAUGUGUAGAAAUCUUGUUUCGUCGGAGGAUCAUAGUCUUGUAUUAUUGCAAUUCAAUAAAUUGGUUUGGGUGAGAGAGGAAGCUUUGAGUUCAAUUGUGACUUCGGAAAUUGUCGAACUUCCCAUGUCGGACAGAGAUCAAGCAAUUGAAACGGAAUUCGAUCAAAAAGAAAGGAACAUCAUUGACAUGGUUAUACGAAGGAUUAGUUCACAAGUUUAUCAGGCGAAAUCAUUGAUUCAGUCACUUUUGGGAAUUGAGCCACAACAAUCAAAUCAAAGAGCCGAUUUGGUUCGCGAUAAAUUUGGUCUUCAUAAAAUGAUCGUUGCCGUCACUUCCAGUGGAAAGAUUUUCGGUAUUGAGACGAGAAAGGGAGAGAUAAUUUGGCAGUCGAGAGUAUCAAACAUUCAAGGAUUAUCAAAGGAUUCAAAUAAAAUGAUUUUAUAUUUACAAAGAGGUAGCAGACAUUUUCCUCAUCCUCCCCAAUGCGCCUUAGUUGCAGCCAAUAAGGAUAACGGAAACGGUGUUAUAUUCACAUUCAAUCCAAUAACUGGUCAAUCAAUAGGAAAAUUAAUGAAAUUUGACUUUAAAAUAAAGCAAUCGAUGCUUUUACAUGCAGCCACUGACGAUUUUCUUCGCAGUAUUUUGAUACUCGAUGAGAAAAAUGAAAUUCACAUUAUUCCAGAGGAAGCAACGCCGGUUGCAGUUUCAUUGGGAAAGAACAUGUAUCUAUUUACUGCCGAUCAAACCACUGGUGUACUUAGCGGAUUUUCCUUAUCUUACAGUAGUGAAAAGAAUCUAGUCGCUGAUAAAGUUUGGGAGUUGGUGCUCUCGCCAAAGAAUCAAAAGAUUAUUGAAAUUGUGUCGAAAAAUCCCCUCGAGCAUGUUCAUUCUCAAGGACGUGUUUUGAACGAUCGUUCGGUACUUUACAAGUAUAUUAAUCCAAAUCUCGUCGCUGUUGUUACUCAGGGAGUCAGUGCAACACAUAAAAAUACAUUGAACGUUUAUCUAUUGGAUAUUGUGUCGGGAUCGAUGAUUUUCUCGAUGGUACACAAAAAAGUACGUGGUCCAGUGCACGUGGUACAUUCCGAAAAUUGGUUAGUCUAUAGUUACUUCAACGAUAGAAGUCGAAGAACAGAAAUCGCUUCAUUGGAACUCUACGAGGGAAAAACGCAAAAUAAUUCAACUGUGUUUUCCUCAUUGUCCACGACAAAGUUACCGAUUGUCGAAAGACAAGCUUUUAUAUUCCCAGCGUCAAUCGAAUCAAUGAAGGAAACAAUCACCGAGAAAGGAAUAACAAGCAAACAUAUUAUAGUGGCCUUGGCGAAUGGAGGCAUUUUAGAAUUGCCAUGGAUGCUGGUCGAUCCGAGAAGACCGAUUAAUCCAGAAAUUCGAGAGGAAGGAGUGAUACCAUACAUGCCGGAGAUUCCAAUUCACAUGGACUCUAUUAUAAAUUAUAAUCAAAGUGUCUUUGGAGUAUCGGGAAUCCAUACGAGUCCCAGUGGCCUUGAAAGUACUUGUCUAGUCUUUGUACAUGGUCUUGAUUUAUUCUACACUAGAGUAGCGCCAUCGAAAACUUUUGACGUUCUAAAAGAAGAUUUCGAUUAUUACCUAAUUGUUAUUGUUCUCGCUGGAUUAGUGAUAUCGUCAUAUGUCACGAAAAAAUUGGCCUCACAAAAAGCCCAAAAGCAAGCGUGGAAAUGAUGUUACUUGACAACAUUAGAAAUUAGUUCAUUCGUGACGCGACAACUUUCAUCAUAAAGAAUAAAGAAAAAGAAAAAAAACUUAUGAAAGAAAGAAAACUAAUCGCUGUUGAAAAGAAAAAAGAAAAACAAAGGUAAUGUGUAAUAUAUUUCAUUUUCAUAUAUAUAGUUACUAUUUACUGCAAAUUAAAUUAUAAAUACUUAAUGUUAUUUCAUCCAAAGAUCAAUUAUACGACUGGCUUAACUUUUUUUCACUCUCCUUUCCUAUCGAAUACAUUGGAAUGGAGAAAUUUUGUUUUGCCAAAAAAUACCUAUUCCGAUUAAUUUUUUAAAAAAAAAAAGGUACUGAAUUUCCAAUAAAUUGAAUCAUUUUUUCAUGAAUGUCAAAGGGGAUGUAAAUUUUCGUUUUAUUUUCAAAUUUCUAGUAAAAGAAAUACAAUACUUUGAAGAUAAUUAAAAAUAUUGGAAAAAAACCUUCUCUUUAUCAGUAGUUUUCUAUAUAAAAAUAAAACUUCUUUCUUAGAGAAAAAAUUUUAAUUAGUGUCAUAAAUAAUGAAAUUCUACGUGAAUUUUUGUUCACUGUUAUUUUAUCAUUUAGAGAAAAUUUGUAUUUACAAAAAAAGAAUUUUACCAAGUAAUUUAAAUGUCAAUUUUACACUUUUCUUGUUUCUUAUAUUUGUACCUGCAUUUCUAUUUAAAAACUAUGGCAUUUAUUCCAUUGAGAAAAGAAAAAGACAAACAAAAAAGAAAAUGGAAAAAUAACAUUGCCAACAUCACAUAUUGUUACGUAGAUGGCUUAUUUAAAAUAAAAACUAAUUAUAAUAGUGAAAGAUCGUCGAGAAUGCAUAAGACAUUCGUUUCAUUUGAUUUAUCGAAAAUGAAAAAAAACGACAAAAUAAAAAAAAAGAGUAUUUUUAACUCUGCAAUAAUUGUACAAAGAAAUUAUGUCGAUUUGUAUUGUAACGUAAAUCGAUCUAUACAAAUAAUAAUAAUUAAAGCCAAACUGCCAAAUAGCAGUUAAGAGUACUAUGAUAAUUUUUGGAAUAAAAGAGGAAUUUUUCGUUAUUAAUUUGAAAAAAAAGUAAAAGAAAAAUAAAUAAAAAAACAGAAUAGUAUCGCAAAUUCCAAAUAUUCCUUGCCUUGUGGAUGAUAGAUUAAUUAUUAAUAAUUAGCUUGCUAUUUAUAUAUGCAAUAUUACACAAAAAAGAAAAGAAAAAGAAAAGAGGAUAAGAUGAAUUAUCAUGGCAACUAUUUGUUAAGUAUCUUGGUAUGAGAUAUAAUAAUAAUAAGGAAAUAAUAGUGAAUUUUUUCAAAAUAAAAAGAUCUCUGUACAGGCAAAAGGUAUGGUUUCUUUUUAAAUAACUAUGCCUUUAAUUAUAUAAACACUUUCAAAUUUAGUGAAUAAGUUGAAAGAGACGUGAGAAGAAUGAGAAAUUCAUUAGAUUUGUCGAUCAUUCUUUAUUAUGUACAUAAAAUUACAGAAGCACAAUAAAUGUGAUUUUGUAAAAUA
Molecule: messenger RNA, 4361 nt
Organism: Leptopilina heterotoma
Lineage: Eukaryota; Metazoa; Arthropoda; Insecta; Hymenoptera; Figitidae
Gene: EMC1
Product: ER membrane protein complex subunit 1
Exons: 14
Coding region: 84-2852 (922 amino acids)
Biological process (GO): protein folding in endoplasmic reticulum
Cellular component (GO): EMC complex
Molecular function (GO): protein binding
Source: RefSeq, a predicted model, not a curated record